AUGGCUUCUACCAUGGCCGCAAAUGCAACCAGCGUACAUAACGUACGAUCGAGCCGGGCUUCUAACAUGAGUUCAUCCGGGAUGAACAGUGACCGCACGCGCGGAUCUCACCACAAUGUGGGCAAGGGUUUCGGCGUUGGCAAGACCAGCUGGAACAGCAACAUCUGGGGUGACUCGAACCUGAGUGGUGGCUUUGAUGACCCACAUAUCGGCGAGAGUGCCUUUGAAGGAAAGUCAGGGUCGGGUUCCCUAUUGUCUUCUUCGGAGUCUGAUGGCUGGACUGGACGAUCCAACCUUCCAUGGAGCACCGUAAACCCGACUUCGUUGUCAAUGCAGAGCCGCGGUAUGGCAACCUCGCCCAUCCAAACGCGCGGCAAUGACCGUACCGCUGCUGGUAUGAAUGAGACAGGCGAUGGUUCAUCGUACUUUGCCUUGCCGCGUACCUCUGGGAUUGGCACCUCCGCUGGGACCGUGAGCCACCGGCCCUAUCUGAACACUAGUUCCGAAGGUGUUUCUCCGUCGGGUGACGGCAUGUCAUUUGGUGGAUUCCACGGCCUUCGCAACGGUGACAACCGACGGCAGAUAAACUCUGGCCUGGCUGGCAGUCCGGUGGGCACCGGAUUCCCCAUGAAGCAGGGAUUUUCGGGUCCUCUGGAAGGAUCACGAUCGGAUGAGAUGGCCAACCAAAUGGGCAUGGGCUCUUUCGCCUCGGGCAUUCCCGACACCGUCUCCCCGCCGCAAGCCCGGAGCUCGCUCUCUCACGUAUCCCACAAUUCCGCUUCUUUUGCACCUCAACGACCCACCCACUCUGCCCAUCCUUCUUUCUAUUCCGACAACCACAGCAUUGAUGGUCGAUACGGCAGUGGCUCCAUUGAUCUCAGCGCGGGAUUCAACAAACUUCAACUCAACGAUGCCGGCUUCGGCAAUGCAGCUCAGCGACCCCCAUACAUCCCGCACGCCUCGUUUGAUGGAUCUUUCCCUCGCACCAAGUACCAGAACAACGAUGAUGCUAGCUACCAGACAUUGGGUAACUACGCGGCAGAGGGUGCGCCCGACAUGCAUCUUUAUCAUGCCCGGGCUCGUGGUGCUGACACCGGCUCUAUCUCUCCAUCAGACUACGCGCGCAUGGACAGUCCGCUCUACCCAGGCGUGGAUACCCCAGCGCAGUACCGACAAUCUGGAAAUCUUAUUUCUGAAACCCAGGCUGCAGCCUUUGAGCGUAGAUUGAGAAACUUCCAGGAGCAAGAACUGGCGCAAGCUCCGAACAACAGUCUCCCUCGCAUGCAAUACCCUCAAUCUUACGACUACUCCGGCUACCAAACGGCACGGCUGAAUGCUCUCUCUGGAUUUUACCCCAUGGCUCACCUGGGCGGACUAAGUGCCGCGGCUCUGGUCUCUCGAGCGCACCGUGAUAAUGAUCCAGCACAAGUUGUUCGCAGCCCCCUCCUCGAAGAGUUCCGGGCCAACAGCAAGGGCAACAAGCGUUACGAACUAAAGGACAUCUACAACCACGUUGUUGAGUUCAGCGGUGAUCAGCACGGCUCGCGAUUUAUUCAGCAGAAGCUGGAGACUGCCAACAGUGACGAGAAGGAGCAGGUCUUCCGAGAGAUCCAGCCGAACUGCCUGCAGCUGAUGACGGAUGUCUUUGGCAACUACGUUGUGCAGAAGCUGUUCGAGCACGGAAACCAGACACAAAAGAAGAUCCUGGCGAACCAGAUGCGGGGCCAUGUGCUGGCUCUGUCGACUCAGAUGUAUGGAUGUCGCGUGGUCCAAAAAGCACUCGAGCACAUUCUGACCGACCAGCAAGCUGCCAUGGUGAAGGAGUUGGAGAACCAUGUUCUCAAGUGUGUACGGGACCAGAACGGUAACCAUGUGAUCCAAAAGGCCAUCGAGCGAGUCCCCUCGCAAUACGUGCAAUUCAUCAUCAAUGCCUUCCGAGGCCAGGUGAACCGCCUUGCUGCACACCCGUACGGCUGCCGUGUCAUUCAGAGAAUGCUGGAGCACUGUGAGGAAAUAGACCGUGAAUCCAUUCUGGCUGAGCUCCAUGCUUGCACGUCCAACCUCAUCCCUGACCAGUUCGGCAACUACGUGAUCCAGCACGUCAUCGAGAAUGGCGAGGAAAAGGACCGAUUGCGCAUGGUUGUCAUUGUCAUGUCUCAGCUUCUGGCCUAUUCCAAGCACAAGUUCGCUAGCAACGUGGUCGAGAAGAGCAUUGAAUUUGGCGAGGAAAGUCAGCGUCACCACAUCAUCUCGACUCUGACCUCUCCCAACGAACGCGGCGAGAGUCCAUUGCUUGGUCUCAUGCGUGACCAAUAUGGGAACUAUGUAAUUCAGAAGGUCCUCGGUCAGCUGAAGGGCACCGAGCGGGAAGCUCUUAUUGAGGAGAUCAAGCCACUGCUGAGCCAGCUGAAGAAGUUCAGCUAUGGCAAACAGAUUGUAGCGAUCGAGAAGCUCAUCUUUGACCCCAACUCCCCGGUUACUGGUCCUCUACCUCACACCACCUCGACCACCCCUCCGAACUCGCAUAAGUCCUCUCCCCAGCCCUCCAAGCGCACAAUCCCCACUAUGGAGCAGCCUCGGGCCCCGUUCGUCGGCACGGCCCCGCCCACCCCUCCGCCGACGGACAACCAGGGCACAGUCGACAGCUCUCUCGAGUCCAAGGGCCUUGCCAAAAGCACUGUGGCCUCGGUUUCCAGUCCCGAGACGGGUAACGCCGGUGUUCCCGUCCCGGUCGACGUCACCAGUGCCCACUAA
Molecule: messenger RNA, 2754 nt
Organism: Penicillium alfredii
Lineage: Eukaryota; Fungi; Ascomycota; Eurotiomycetes; Eurotiales; Aspergillaceae
Product: mRNA-binding protein PUF3
Exons: 6
Coding region: 1-2754 (917 amino acids)
Biological process (GO): nuclear-transcribed mRNA catabolic process, deadenylation-dependent decay
Cellular component (GO): cytoplasm
Molecular function (GO): mRNA 3'-UTR binding
Source: RefSeq, a predicted model, not a curated record